CAAACAAAAAAUCAUUGUGGGUUUUCGAUUUUUGUUUUCAAAAUCAAUUCAUGAGUUUGAAACAACCACGCCAGGCUUUUCGAAAAGCUUAUUUUUCAACGGAUAUUUUUGUUUCCAUGCCAUAAAUUCAUCAUUUCUGGUUUGAUUUUGGGAGCAGAAUUCAUCGAUCGUCGUCUAAAUCUUGUAACUCGUGCUUUUACACAGUAGAAAGACGGAAGACCCAUCGAUUUUGGCGUAAAACCCACUUCCACUAUCUUGGAUUUUGGUUUUCAAAUUCGUUUUUUCAAUCGUCAAAUCCAGUAAAUUAAAGGGGAAGCUUGAGUUGUUCGGAUUGGGUUUUUGUAGCAGGGUUCGGAAGAAUUCAAUAUUGGAAUUCGAGAAAUUAGGGGUGUUGAUUCUUUUUAUCUUUUGAUAAUCGAUCUCGAUUGGGCUAAUUAGGGUUUAAAGAGUUUUUCAACAAUGUCGUUAUCAUCGGCGUUGUUCUAAUUUUGAAGCAAAAUUAUUCUAGUUUAUUCCUUAAUCUAGGGGUUUUUUGAAUUCAAUUGGAGCGUGGUCUUGUAAUUUUGGGGAAAAAUGUUAGUUUCGCCACUUUCGGUAACUCGGAGUUCUUUGGAGGAAAUGCUCGACUCUCUUCGCCGGAGAGAUGAGGCCGAGAAUCAAAAGGACUUGCCGCCGGCGUUGCCGUCACGGCCAACCUCCAAGGCACGCCUCCCUAAGCGGCUGCUGCCGGCGAAGUUUGAUAUGGAAUAUGUUGCACCGCCGGAUACUACUACCAGCAAAAAGCAAGAUGUUAAAUGUAUUAGUGAAGGUGGUUCUAAUUUUGGCCGGAAAAAAGUGAAAGAAGCGGCGGCUGGUGGUGAAUCACCGUACACCAUGACGCCGGUAAUUGAACAGAGAUUGGCGGAGAACGGUGGUGCCAGCCUUGCCACUCCGUCUACGUCACCGGAGGCUGAAUGGGACGAUAGUAUUGGAUAUUUCGUUAAGAAGAAACUUCGAGUAUGGUGUAGGCCUCGGAAUGAUCAAUGGGAGUUGGCAAAGAUCAAAUCAACCGUAGGUGAAGCCGCCACCGUCAUGCUUUUGGAUGGAAGUGCUGUGAAGGUAUCUACCGGAGAUCUCUUACCUGCAAAUACAGAAAUCCUCGAUGGAGUAGAUGAUCUCAUUGAGCUUGGUUAUUUGAACGAACCAUCAGUUCUUCAUAAUCUCCAAUAUAGAUACGCUCGUGAUGUAAUUUAUAGUAAGGCAGGGCCCGUCCUAUUAGCAAUCAAUCCUUUCAAAGAUGUCCAAAUUUUUGGAAGCGAUUUUAUCACAGCUUAUAGGGAGAAGAUUUUGGACAACCCGCAUGUAUAUGCUUUGGCUGAUACUGCAUAUAGUGACAUGAUGAAACAUGGUGGAAAUCAGUCUAUUAUUAUCAGUGGCGAAAGUGGAUCUGGAAAGACCGAAACAGCAAAAAUUGCAAUGCAGUAUCUGGCAUCCGUUGGGGGCGAAAAUUGUGAGAUGGCAUGUAAAGUAAUUCAGAGCAGCUGUAUACUGGAAGCUUUUGGGAAUGCAAAAACGUCCAGGAAUUGCAAUUCCAGUCGAUUUGGGAAAUUAAUUGAUAUUCGUUAUAGUGCAGAAGGGACAAUAUGUGGUGCUUGUAUCCAAACAAUUCUUCUUGAGAAGGCAAGAGUGUCUCAAAUAUGUCGUGGAGAACGUUCGUAUCAUAUCUUCUAUCAGAUUUGUGCUGGGGCUCCAUCUGCUCUAAAAGAUAGACUGAAUUUAAAAAUGGCAAGCGAGUACAAGCUUCUCAAUCAAAGUGGGUGCUUGAAAAUCAAUGGUGCUGAUGAUUCCCAUAACUUUAAGAUGCUAAUGGAAGCCUUUGAUAUCCUUGGAAUUCCUCGUGAGGAUCAAGAGAAUGUCUUCGAAUUGCUUGCUGCAAUCUUAUGGCUAGGGAAUAUUUCGUUUGAAGUAAUUGACGAAGAAGAACAUGUCAAGAUUGUGGCUGAUGAAGCUAGUAGAAGUUCUGCUAGAUUGUUGGGCUGCAAGGUGGACGAUCUCAUGGUGGCUUUAUCUUCCAACAGCAACCAGCCUGGAAUGGAUGAUAUUACCGAAGCAUUGACAUUGCAGCAGGCAAUUGAUAAAAGAGAUGCAUUGGCACAAUUUGUUUAUGAGAGCUUGUUCAGUUGGCUUGUGGGAGAAAUUAAUAGAUCACUUGAGGGAGGCAAGCAACAUACUGAACGGACCAUAAGCAUUAUAGACAUGUAUGGAUUUGAGUCACUUCAGAAAAAUAGCUUCCAACAGUUCUUUAUAAACUAUGCUGAUGAAAGGCUGCAACAACACUUCAUUCGGCAUUUAUGUAAGCUUGAACAAGAGGAGUACGAAUUGGAUGGAAUCCACUGGAAAAAAGUAGAUUUCGAAGAUAACCAAGAGUGUUUGGAUCUUUUUGAGAAGAAACCUAUGGGGAUAAUAUCGAUACUCGAUGAGGGUUCGAAAUCCUCCACAGCCACAGAUGUGACCUUUACCAAUAAGAUUAAACGGCACCUGAGUUCUAAUUUACGCUUUAGCUGUGAAAGAGGAGUUUUUAGGGUUCGCCAUUACGCCGGAGAGGUUCAAUAUGAUGCUACGGGAUUCUUGGAACGGAGCAGUGAUACACUACAUUUCAAUACCAUCCAACUCCUCUCGUCAAGCCGUAAGAAACUCCUAAACAUUUUUGCCUCUGGUGUGAUGAAUCCGUCCCAAACAACUGGGCUGGCUGCGUCUGAUUCACACGAGCAAAGUGUUGGGGCAAAGUUCAAGGAUCAAUUGUUCAAAUUGAUUCACAAGUUGGAAAAUUCGAAGCCGCACUUCAUUCGAUGCAUAAGACCAAAUACCAAGCAACUUCCGGGAAUGUAUGAAAAGGAUAUUGUCUUGGAACAACUUAGGUGCAGCGGAGUUAUGGAGAUAGUUCAAAUAUCAAAAUCCCGAUUCCCAAUACGCUUAACCCAUCAAGAAUUUGCUACUCGGUUUGGAUGUCUUUUGUCAGAGAAUAUUAUUUGUAUGGAUCCACUGAGUACGUCGGUUGCUAUUCUGCAGCAGUGUCGUGUUUCCCCACAAACAUAUCAAGUUGGAUAUACGAAACUAUUUUUCCGAGUAGGACAGGUUGAAGUAUUGGAGAAUUUGAGACAACGGGUUCUCGAAGGCACGUGUGAAGUGGAAAACAUUGUCCUUGGUGGCCGAGUUCUUCUCGACUUCCAUGAACUGAAGUUUGCAAUUGUGACAUUUCAGUCAUUUGUUCGUGGUGAAAAUGCGAGAAGGGAGUAUGAGGUUCUAAAGAAACUGAAUCACCAGCUUGCACCAAGUUCACUUGAUGAGCAUUUGACGGCAGUUGUACAUCUACAAUCAGUGGUUCGGGGGUGGUUGGCCCGAAGGUAUUUCAACCACUUGCAGAGAUGGAAGAAAUCAGCUCUCGAUAGUUCAAGAAGCAGGCGAAAGUCUCGCUGUAGAAAUUCUGAAUCGAAGGAUCUGUCGGAAGAGAAUAUACAAUUUUUGCCGCAGAAUGUUGAAGAGCUGCAAAGGCGAGUAGUGAAAGCCGAAUCGUCCCUGAGCGAAAGAGAGCAGGAAAACACGGCAUUACGGGAGCAAAUACGACAAUUUGAAAUACGGUGGUUAGAAUACGAAACGAAGAUGAAGGCGGUAGAGGAGACGUGGCAAAGUCAGAUGGCAUCUUUACAAAUGAGUCUUGCGGAAGCCAAGAAGACUCUCGGUGCCGACAUUUCCUAUGAGCAACUUGGAAGACGCGACCGAUCACCGUCGCCCCAUUGUUAUGAUUCCGAGGAUAAUGUAUCGGGAACUCAAACUCCCGUGCAAAUCGCUCCCCUUAGAAUCGGGAACAAUCGACGUGAAAUCAACGGUGUUGUUUCCGACACACUCGAUAACCUAAACAAGGAGUUUGAGCAGAAAAAACAGAUUUUCGAUGAAGAUGCCAAGGCAGUUACGGACGUGAAACCCGGACGCCCGCCUUCUACGAAACAAAUCGAGGAGUACCGAACCCUGAAGCGGAAAUUCGAGACGUGGAAAAAAGAGUACAAGCAUCGGCUACGAGAAGCCAAAUCAAGACUCGUGAAGGGUAUAAAUGCCGAAUAUGGUGGCGAUUUCGACGGUAGGAGUAACAGUGGCGUCGGCGGUAGCAUCGGCACCGGCGGUGAUAGGCGGGCGAGAAACUGGUGGGGGAAGUUAAGCAAGAGGGGUAAAGAGCGGCCACCAGUGUGAAGUUACAUACUUUCCGUUAAGCACAUGUCGAAAAUAUUAUCUUCAAGAGCUGCUAAAAGCGUCGGCAUGCUUGGAACCUUGUUGCCGGUGAGCGUUUCUGGAUCGAGAGAGGUGGACCCGGUGAUUUGUGGAUCGUUUUUUGUGGCACCGGUCGAGGGAUUGGCUCCUACCCACACGGCUAGAACCGUGGUUGCGUUAGGCUCGUGGUGUGGCUGAUCGAACCGGUUGGUCGGGGUCGGUUUGUGUAUAAAACUAGAUGGUUCGACUUCUUUGUUGUUUUCUUGUUGUGCUAUAUGGAACAGAGUUGUUGUGUCUCAUGUAAUUGGGAUUUUUAGGACUCUUAUUAUUUAAUAUCA
Molecule: messenger RNA, 4580 nt
Organism: Cynara cardunculus var. scolymus (artichoke)
Lineage: Eukaryota; Viridiplantae; Streptophyta; Magnoliopsida; Asterales; Asteraceae
Product: myosin-2-like
Exons: 24
Coding region: 574-4224 (1216 amino acids)
Biological process (GO): vesicle transport along actin filament; actin filament organization
Cellular component (GO): myosin complex; actin cytoskeleton; cytoplasm
Molecular function (GO): microfilament motor activity; actin filament binding; ATP binding
Source: RefSeq, a predicted model, not a curated record